This is a messenger RNA of Staurois parvus, 308 nucleotides long. Lineage: Eukaryota; Metazoa; Chordata; Amphibia; Anura; Ranidae. The record is from the annotation of a GenBank genome assembly.
AUGCAGGGUCCUGGGUUUAGUAACACUUUAAACACCUCCCGCCCGCCAUAUAGUAAUAUAAUGGGCGCAAGGCGGUUCUCUCGUUCUGGGAGGGACGUCAUAUGACGUCCUCCCAUUCUCACUGCGCAUGCGCGGCUCAGGGAGCGCGCGCAGCGCGGCGAUUGUGGGUGCACUGUGUCCCUCGGACACAGUGGAUCACCAAUCACGUAAAGAGCCAAAGAUGUCGGCUCGGUCAUGUGAUCAGCUGUGUCCAAUCACAGCUGAUCACAUGUAAAUAGGGAAAUGCCAGUUAUCGGCAUUUCUCUCCU